Mauremys reevesii (Reeves's turtle) is the source of this 1919-nucleotide messenger RNA. It is a transcript of the gene CALCOCO2, whose product is annotated as calcium binding and coiled-coil domain 2. The transcript has 14 exons. NCBI's taxonomy places the organism in Eukaryota, Metazoa, Chordata, Testudines, Geoemydidae. Bases 114 to 1682 code for a protein of 522 amino acids. The record is from RefSeq and is a predicted model, not a curated record.
CUGAGGGGCGGGAGCAGCCGGUUCCGCCCUUUCCCGGUGGCUCCUCCUCCUCCGUCGCAGCAGGGCCCGAGAGACGGCGAGAGAGAGAGAGACGUGGUCCAGCGAGCCCCGUCAUGGACGAGACCUUAGAUGAACCUCCCACUUCUGCUGUCUUCUUGGACAACUGCCACUUCUCCCAGGUUAUCUUUAAUAACGUGGAGAAGUUUUACGUCCCCGGAGGAGACGUAACCUGCUAUUAUACCCUCACGCAGCACAUCACUCCUCGCAGAAAGGACUGGGUGGGCAUUUUCCGGGUGGGAUGGAAAACAACCCGGGAAUAUUACACCUUCAUGUGGGCUCCUUUCCCGAGUGACCUCAGCGGUGAUUCUGUCAUGCAGCAGCAAAUUCAGUUUCGAGCCUACUACCUGCCGAAAGAUGACGAAUAUUACCAGUUCUGUUACGUUGACGAGGAGGGGGUGGUCCGUGGAGCCAGCGUACCUUUCCAGUUCCGGGCAGAGACCGAGGAUGAUAUCCUGGUGGUUACUACACAGGGAGAAGUGGAGGAGAUUGAGCAACAAAACAAGGAUUUACUUAAAGAAAACAAGGAACUGAAGGAAAGCUGCCUGUGUCUCCAGAAACAGAACCUGGGUCUGCAGGAGGAGCUCCGGCUGGCACAGGAGAAGAUGAAGGAGCUAGAGGGAGAAGUCUGUUUCUUGCAGACUGGGAACUUGGAGCUGCGGAGAGCUCAGGAGCUCCAGGCCGGAGAGAUGAGCUCUGCCCAGAUGAAUUUGGCUUCAAUUAGGGAACAGAACAUAAAACUUGGAAAGGAAAAUCAGGAGCUGCAGAAAGGACUGGAGUCUCUGAGGAACAGCUGUGAGAAAUUGGAGCUGGAAGGAAAUUUCCUGAAAGAGGAGAACAAGCGGCUGACGGAGCAGAAUGGCUGCAGAGAGAGAGAGCUGCAGCAAUUCAAAGAACACAACCAAGAAGUGUCAUCUGAAAAGGAACAGCUAGAAAGCAGAUUGAAAACUACCCUGGAUCACAUGGACCAGCUGCAGUCACAGGUGUUGAAUCGAGAGAAGGAAAUGGAAAACCUGGUUCGGAUGGACCAUGACAAGACUGAGCAGCUGGAGCAUUUGAAGGAGGAGAAUCGUCAGUUACGCGUUACUUUGACUGAACAGAAAGAGCAGGAAGUGAAGCUGGAACAGUGUCUGGAGGAUCUGAAGGUGACAGAGGCCAGCAUGGCUCUUCAUCUGCAACAUAAGCAGCAUCAAAACCACAAUCUAGCAAAGGAACUCGAGGAGAAGAACCAUUUGUUUCAGAUUCUUCAGCGGAAAAAGGAUGAAAUUGAGGAGAAAAAUCUGAGACUAAAGCAAGAGAACAACGAGCUGCUGAUACGCCUCUCUGAGAGCCCAGAUUAUUCUGCCCAGGUUGCAGUCCCAUCGGCGCAAGUUCCGACUCGGUCUCCAGAAAGUGCAGACCUUUUGUUUGGGAACCCGUACUAUCAAUCCCUAGAAACAUAUGGUGUGACCGUGCCCUCUGUGAAGAAAUGUCCCCUGUGUCGUGAGGUCUUUUCUGACGACAUUGGGCCACGUCAGUACGAGGACCACGUGCGAAGCCACAUUCUGGAUUGCCCGUACUGUGACGAGACCUUUGAGGAUAAGCAGGUGUAUGAUGAUCAUGUGUACUGCCACAGCCUGGAAUAAUUCUUCAGUCUGCUUUGUGCUGUCUAGCAGGUGUAUAGCUCCUCUUUCAGGUGCGAUAGCACAGACUUGAUCAUAACCAAUACUGUAAGAAUAUAGAUCCUAGAAAAAUCACCCCAGCAAGGCUGGACUCAGCACCAGUACUGUAGUGCCGACCCAUCUGUUCCAUGUGAUGUGACCCAUCAUCAAGUUGGGUCAGAUACCAACCAGUACUAUUGAAAUAAUUCAUCCUUGUCAGCU